AAAAAAAAAGAAAAAGAAAAAGAUUCUCCCGUCCUCGCACCACCCCCGGCUCGUCCCUCGUUGGUCCAGACUGGAUGAGAGCGCUGCAGCAUCAGCGGAUGACAGGGAGUAAACGCCGGGCCGCUGCGCCCCUCCACCAGCCUCACAUUCCAACACACAGGACCGGCAUCGCAGAGCAGAGAAGAAAUGCGCCGAUGCAGGCAAUGUAGGGGAAUGUUAACCUUUUUUGGCAUUGCCGCUCAUCAGAAACGGAGUUCCAUACCAAAGCUUUCGUUUGAAACGCCACUGGUUGAAAUCACUGCAAGCUAGCAGCAACAUCACUUGGCAAUUGAGGGAGACGUGUUCCUGUGAGCUGACCACCGCGUACAUUCCUCUAUGUGCUGGAUGAAAAAUGCCAAGCCUACUGAUAUAGAUAUAGUAGCUGAAGUAGCGGAAAAUACAGGAAUGCAAUUUCUGCUGUUUGGGAUAACCGGUUGUGUAAGCUGCUCUGAUAAAACUGUGACUGUGGAGCUCAUGUGUUUUUGCAGUCAGCGCAAUCAAGGUGAAGGGAGCUAGCCCGUUAGCUCUUGAGCUAUGCGGGCAGUACGAGAAUGGGAAAUGAUAUCGCACUGAAUGCGUUUGAUAUUUAAAUGUCUACUUUGGAGGAAAAAAAAGGGAAAAGCACGUGAGAAGUGUGCACUUUAGCUUUGCACGGUGCUCUUCUUCCACAUUGGAUAAUAGUGCUCGUCACUGACGAUGAUGAUGAUGUGAGUUCAGCGUAUGAGGAAUGCCAGGAGAUGCUUGAUAUCUAAAAAAAAAAAAAAAAAAAAAAAAAAAACUUGACGUACCAAUAUAUGAAAGUUUGGUAAUAUUACAUAUCACAUCUGCAUGCUUUUCAUGCUAGCAGAAAACUCAAUGCUAUCUCCCUAAAACCCACAGUAUAACAUGUCGAUUCUGGCAUUGCACUGUAUAUUUUGAUAAAGACUAGUGUACUUAGGGUCGGUGCCAAACAGUCAUAUCAUCACAAUAUAAACGCAUUAUUAUAUAUUCUAUAUACUGGUAUUUGAUUACCAAUCACCACACAUGCUUCGUUCAGGUUUAAAUGUUAAAUGCAAAAAGUCUUUGUGGCAAUUAUUUGCAUUAGCUGACUUAAGGGGAUGCCAAAGCAUUUUGACGGGCUGAUGAUUCACUCAACAGGAAAAAAUUAGGAAGUUUUUGAAACCCCUGUUCUUCAAAGGCCUAUGGUGAAAUUACCCAACGGCUGUUUGAUGAGCUGCAAAGGAAAGCCAGCUCUCCUCGGAUCGCCUCUGAAGUCGAGCUGACAGAAGCUGGUGGAGUUUGUUUGAAAGAGUUGAGCAGGUUGUGAACGCACUUCCUUAUGUUACGUGCAGCACUGUAUAUAUUAUCGAGCCUCACAAUGAACGGAGCCUGCAACUUCUUUGUCAACCCGUGCGGAUGACACCUCCGCCGCCGGCGCCUUUCAAAAGCAAACAGCGGGCGAAAACAAGCAGUCGCUGAGACAAAAGUGUUUUUAUAUAUACAUUUGGCUAAAAGCAAGUCGGUUAGCCAUGUUGCUGGCUGCAUAUGACCGGACCGGACUGCUCAGACUAAUGUAUAGUGUUUCCAAAAUCUUUUUUUAGUCUGUGACGUACGUGUACGUGUAGAUGUAUAGUGGAGUUAUUUUGGCGUCGUCGUCGUGACAGUUCCUGGUUGCUAUGGCAUUUUUAAACGGCCCCCGACUGCUGGACUGGACGAAUUCUCCUCCACAUUUACAGUUCAACAAAUACGUCCUGACCGGCUAUAGACCCAUCUCCUCCGUCCAGGAGUGCAUCAAAAGUCUCUUCUAUCUGCACAAUGAGCUGGGGAACAUCUACACACAUGGAAUCCCUCUACUCUGCUUCCUGGUGCUGCUCCCACUCAACAUUCCCUGGUCGCAGAUCAGUGUGACGUGGCUCGGCGUGGUGCACUUCUUGGCCUGUUUAUCUCCACAGCUGGGCUCAGUGGUCUACCAUCUCUUCAUGAACCAUGAGGGUGGUGAGCCCAUCUACAAAACCCUGCUCACGCUUGAUAUGUGUGGAAUCUGCAUGAUCAACACGCUAGGAGCUCUGCCAAUUGUGUACAUCACUUUACUCUGCUACCCCUUCACCCGCACAGUGGCUCUGCUGGUGUACAUUCUGCUGUCCAGUUACGCAAUCUAUUGUGCUGUCACAGCAUGCAGCAGAGUACGACGCUUUCGUUCCUUUGCCUGGCAGGCACUUUUCCGCUUCUCAUUUUUCCUACUGCGCUGGGUGGGUGUGGGUGGCGGGAGUCCCACCUCACUGCGUCACUUCGUCACUAUGGAUGCACUAGCAGUGUUAGGCGGGAUCAUCAAUAUCACCCGGAUUCCCGAGCGUUUUCGUCCUGGCCUCUUUGACUACUGGUGCAACAGCCAUCAGAUCAUGCAUGUGCUGGUGGUGGUUUCUAUACUGUACUUGCACUGGGGGGUGUUGGACGACCUACUGUGGAUCAACAGCCAUGAUUGUCCCUCAGACUGACAGUGGCUCUGCUGGUCUGGAUUACAGGGCAUGAGGACCUCUUUUAGUAGAUUAAUGGUUGGAGGGAGGGGGCAGUUGUGCUUUGUAUAUAAAUGUGCACGAAAGUCCAUAAUAAGUGUUUUACAUGUUUUUUUAGGAGACACCAGUGCCAGCUUCGACACACAUGCUUGUUUGUGCCAUCAUUUGCCAGAAUGUACAUAUCUGUGUUUAAAAAACAACAUUGUCUGUGCAUGGCACUGUUUAGAUCUAGUCAGAAUAUAUUUUGUUUUGAGAUGUACACAUUCUACAGGCUUACACUCACAUUUAUAUGCAUACACACAAACGGGGUCUGACAUUAUUUGAUGUCAUAUAUAUACACCAGCACUGAAAACAUUUAUUAUACAGCCUCUAACCUUUUGUUAAGCUGAAAAACAAACAAACAAACAAAAACAAAAAAACAUGAAAGGCAAGAUUGAGCCCUCAAAUGAUUGGCUGUAAAAAGCAAGACUUACCAUAUCACAUAAUCUAAAACCAAUUGCUCAAAAUAGUAGUUUGAAAGCAUGUCUUUUGUGAAAAUGAAUUAAAGUUUAUCUGUAUUCUCAAUUUUGCUGGUGAAGUGGAAACCAGUGCAGAAAUGAUGAGUGCACUGAAUUAGACCUCCAACUUUCAGAAGCUACUCUAUUGCAGACUAUGCAGCAUAUCAGUUGUUACGUCAAUGCCUACUAAUGACACACACACACACACACGCACACACAUACACUAUGUACUGUAGGGCCAGUAACACAGCAAGAUUUACUGGAAAUACUUGAGUAUGAGUUAUCACACUGUGUCUCUAUUUGUGUUUUUAUUUAUUCAUGUCCGUUAACUGUUAUUAAUGGGCAAAAGUGGUCAUUCCUUGGUUUGUAGACUUGCCAUUGAUAUGUUUACUGGCUGAUUACAUUUGCGGAGUGCCCUUUAGUGACUUUAGUCAGGAAAGUUUGUUAGCACCUGUAAAGGGGCAUUUAUUUAAUGCAAUUUUUUGCAGUAGCAUGACUUUAACAUGGAAAGGUUUUAUGUUACCUGCAGAAGAAGUUCUUUGCUAUGCUACUGAACAGUCCUUUCAAAUCUUGUACACUCAUGGUUGAAUAUCCUAAUCUGCCAUUUGGAAGAUUGGAUUUUGUACUGCUCUAAAAUAGAUUUAAUUUAUUUUUUACCUUUAACCUCAAUUAUCUGUGUAAACUCGGAUUCUAGACUAGGCAAAUUAUUUUCUUAAUGGUGGGCUGUUUGCUCAAAGGCGUUAAUUCUGUGCUAGUUAUCUUCGAACUCUGCACACCUGAUGUUCCUCAUCAUCAAAUGUGGCAGAGGAAUAAUAAACUCUGCAAUGGGGCAGUAUUGCCCAUACUAUUAGACUAUGAAGUGGGGACACUUAAGACUAGCAUAACAUUGUCAUAACAUUGGUACUACUCACCUGUGCUAAAUGUAUGCCAUAUACAUCACUGAAGCAACUUCUCAGUGUUAUUUAUCUCUGCCCCUGGUUAUGGGAUGAAUAUGAUUGAAUACAUUUCAGAAUGGUCUCUCUGAUUUAAGUUUAGCUGACUAAAGACUCCUGGUUUAACAGAGCUGUUUACAGUACUAAUGCUGAACAAUUAUGGAGAUGUUUUUGGGCUGUAUUAUAAGGCAACAGCAUUUUUUACACAAUUUGGAUGUGUUACUUUAGAACACAUAUGCACAACUGUGUAGAACAAACCAAGGAUGGCUCCUUCAACCCUUCCAACCUUUUUAACAAGUGGAAAAACAAACAACAGAAUGUGAUAGGUUCAGUCACCAUAUCACAAUGUAACUUGAAAAUCAAGAUAAUUGAGGUCUAUGUAAUGAGGUAAUGUUUAUAAUGUUGUUUUGCUAUUUGAAAUGUAAUGUUUUAUUUGAAUGAAUGCCAAAAGAGACCAACUACUACUAUUUUUAAUUUUGACCAGUUGAAUCAAACAUAUCUUCACAUUGCACAACCACAGCACUCUCCAACCUUUAGUAGAGGUCAGUUUUAUUAGUGUAGAAUCAGUGCAUGUUAGAUAGCAUGUUGCUCAGUUGUAUCUGAGAAACAAAUGCAAACUUAAACACACUAUGCCAAAUUAACUGUGUUAGGACCUCAGGUGUUGCACAUGAUGGUCUUGUUCUUUACCAGAUGAGGGUCACACACGGCAUAUUUUGGUAUUUACUUUUAACACAGUCCCUCAGAACAGGGCACAGUUACCCCAACCCCUUAAAUGUUAUAAAAAUAUUUAUCACAAACAUUGGACUUCAAGUAGUGCAUGUAAGUAGAUGGAACAAUGGUAAAACCCCUUAAACACAACAUAGGAGUUUCUAAUGCUUGUGCAUUGCAACCACUAACAUGUGUGCUUAACGUGCAGUAACAGAGCUAAUGCAUCAAAUGUAUGUCUAAUGAAAGGGAAUGAAACAGAAAGCAUUCCAGAGGCAAUACAACCAUAUCAGAUAAUUAACUGCACGGUUUAUUUUUAAGCAAAAGGGCUUUGAAUAGAAGUAAAACCAUUUAAGAAUUUAAAGUCCAUAUAGGUAAUGUAAAUACCUGUAUGUAGACUGUAUAUGCAUUAAAAUGCAAGCAGCAUACAUACUGACAUUUUUGUAUAUUAUAUAAAGCAACAAUAUUCUAGAAAAUAUAUGUAUGUUUUUGUAUUUCAUCUCAGAGGGUAACAUUCAAUAUGAAUUGUCCAAUUUCUUCUCAAAGACAGUACAGAUUCAUGAUUUGACUAUUCAGUGAGCAGUUUAAAAGUCUUCUUCAAAAAGCGAAAAUUGUGAUAUCACAAUGCCAGUGACAAUUGUUGAGGUCUGACAGGGGAGCUAGCUAACAAUGCUGUUACAAUCUCUAGGAGGGUCAGCAGCAACAUUAUAACAGUCUUUAAAACUAUGAUGUGGUCUUGGUUUUGACAGUUUAGAAAACAUUGGCAAAAUCUCUUUUUUUACAUAAUGAAAGACUUGGAGAGCUGGCAAUAUUUAUGUUUUGGUUUGAGAAUGGGGGUCUUGAUAUGUAAUUACCUCUGAAACCCACUGGAUAACUAUGCAUAUCAAAAUAUGAACAUAUAUAUCUAUACACAGACAUGUUUGUACAUGUGAAUAAUAAUUAAUAAUGUACCAAUCCUGAAAGUAAACAAAUCUGUGUAUUUACACCAACAUAUUUUGCUCAGAGUUGUAUCUUUACCAUGCCAACCUGGGGUUUCCUCUUCUCAGGGUUCCCUGUCAGUACACACUUGUACUGAGUGACCUCAACAACUGAUUUUGGGCCAGUUUUCUUUUCAUCCUGUCAUGUCUUCUUCAAUAGAUUGUGGUUAAAAUAAAGGACUGCCAGAAUAGUGGCCGGACAGUAAUAUGUUUGUAAGGUAUCAGGCAUUUUGGUCAUGCAUCUUCUUUGAUGCAUAUUCCCUUUGUGGGACUGAAUGUGUGUCCAUAUACUAAUCAAGAAUGUGUUUAUUCAUGUAGUUUGUUAAGAGUUGUGAGAAUGUGCUGAGCAUGUUACACUGGAGCCCAAAAAGAAAUGGAUUGCAUCACAUGUUUCUUAGGAGGAGCAUGGAUGAUGUUCUCAUGAAUGACGUUCUCCUGUCUGUAUAUUCUAUUGUCCUGUGGUAAAAAAAAAAAAAAAAAUUGAGAAAAAAAAAAAAUGACAUGAUGUACGAAACUAUAAUAACAUUUUUUUUUUCAUUGUAUGCAGGUGCUGGAUAGCCUGUUAAAUAUAAUUUACAAACUAUUCAUCAUUAGUUACAUUUCACAUUAUUAUGACAAUAGAAAUAUUGUCGUAAUUAUUACUAUUAUUCUGAGAUGGAUUACCACUAUCAAUGAAAAUCUUAAUUUACGUACAAAGGCUGAGAAUACUAAUGCACAUAGGGUGAUAGGAGGUCUCUGAAAGAUCUGUCUUUUUUUUUGUUCUCACGCUUGCAAAUGUCUGUGGAAUUUAGUUGUUUUGUGCCAUCUGGUGGCCAAAGUUCUUUAGUGGUUCUUGUAUGUCGAUAACGGCACACAUGAUGUUUGGCUUAAUCAUGCUGACCUUCUAGAAGUCAAGCGAAGUCACUCGUUGAGCUCCAUUGAUUGUUUAUAUUUCUUGUUGUUUUAUUGGGUCGUCUAAACUCAUUCAUUGGAAACGUUGCCAUAACUUUGGUAUUACAUAAACAUUUCGUGUUGUAAUUGGUUUUAUCUAUAAGUGUAUAUUUCUGUUGGUUUAUUUUAUGGACCUAUAUUUCUCUCUCUGUCUAUUUGUUUGUCCACGGUAACAUUUGUUCACAGACAGAUCUUCCAAACCCCACAGUCUCCUGCAGCGAUUGUGCAAUAAA
Xyrauchen texanus (razorback sucker) is the source of this 6805-nucleotide messenger RNA. Its product is annotated as progestin and adipoQ receptor family member 4-like. Lineage: Eukaryota; Metazoa; Chordata; Actinopteri; Cypriniformes; Catostomidae. Bases 1695 to 2513 code for a protein of 272 amino acids. Gene Ontology annotation, cellular component: membrane. The record is from RefSeq and is a predicted model, not a curated record. The transcript has 3 exons. Gene Ontology annotation, molecular function: signaling receptor activity.